Molecule: messenger RNA, 2115 nt
Organism: Plasmodium knowlesi strain H
Lineage: Eukaryota; Apicomplexa; Aconoidasida; Haemosporida; Plasmodiidae
Product: conserved Plasmodium protein, unknown function
Exons: 1
Coding region: 1-2115 (704 amino acids)
Source: RefSeq, a predicted model, not a curated record
AUGGAAAAGGGGAAGGAUAAAAGGAACUCACAGGGAGAUGUCUUCGCUCCCGCAGAGGAAAGCCAACCGGGAAAGACAUCGAAAGGAGAAAGUGAACAAACAGCUGUUAGGGGCAUGUCUGCCCUCCGUAAGAUCCUCUACCUUCUAAUCCCCCUAUCGGUGAAGCUCCCUCUAUUGGCAAAACUAAUCCUGCUCUUCCUUCUGUCCAAGUUGUUAAAACACGCAGUAAGUAAUGUGCUCAUUCACUUCCUCUAUCGAAAAAAUGACGAAGCAUUUCAACAACUCAUCCAACUGCUUCUCCUAGAAAUGCGCCUGAACGGAGGAAAAAAAAAGGAAAGGAACAAAUCAAAUUUCAAAACAGUGCGUCCAAUGGUUGAUGGUGUAUACAGUAACAUACAAGGAAUGAUGAAAUACAUCAUCCGUAUGUACUUUUUCCUUUAUGGGAUUCGAUACAGUGGAUUGCUCCUUCCUGAGGAUAUAGAUGAAAAAGCUGAACUUAUGUCUACUCCCAGGAGGGUGAGUAAUCUCUGGGUAUUGCGAGGGGCUUACCUCAAUUUGUUUGUCGCUUUGUUGGGCCACCCAGGGGAGAGCGACAAAGCAGAAUGCCAACUUCACCAUUGGGAGUGUAAGUAUCCCGACCCAGCUGAACGGAACCUCUACAAAAACAUACGAGAUCUGUACAAGGUGAAAUAUCAGAAGGAAUAUGAGAUAAUGAUGCGCAGUGAAUACUUUUUCCUUCUUCAACGUUUUUGUGAAUUCGUUCAACACACAGGAAGGAAAGCUUUCUCCUAUAUCCACCUCGUUAUCCUAAGCACCAUGUCUAUUUAUUGCUUGUGCAGAAGCCUCUUCCUUUUAACACAUCACAUACAUGUCCUGGAAAAGAAGAAGCUAUACGAGCGAUGUUGCGAGGGGGGAAGUGCAUCGAACGAGUUGUUUCGUCUACUCAUCGAAUCGGUUGCGCACAUGAGUGAAGAUCUGGCAAGGGAGGAAGAAUCCACCUGUGCAGAGGGCAACCACCUCGACGACGUCAUCGUCCACAAUGACAAUGACAACGACAAUGACAACGAUGUCGACAACGAUGUCGACAACGAUGAUGAUGAUGAAGAUGAUGAUGAUGACCUCCCGAAUGGACAGCUCCACAUCUACGAGGCAAUGCAAAACAAACUGCGCCUCUGCCUCAACAUGAUCAAUAGAAUAAAAAAUAAACACCCUAGGUAUGCAACUAAAAUGUUGGUGAAGCAGAAGCAGGCGCGGGCGCAGGACCUCCCUGGCUAUGAACAACCUGUGCCUACGUGUGAACCCCACAAACAAAAGGAAGUGUACGAAACGGAACCAUCAAACGGUCAGACGGAAGGAGAAACUGCAUUCGAUGAUCCUAUCUCGCAAAGGAAGGAAGAACAAAGGGAUGGAAGCUUGACAUAUUCCGUUUAUUUGUAUGAAAGUAGAACCGAUGAAAAGGAAACGCAAAGGGAGAUAAAGCGCCAAAUGGAAAGUACCUCCGUUGAAAAUAUCUCUGCGGAACACUCCUCUCAACAGAGGCAAUCCCAGAGGGAGAAAAAAGAGGAAAAUCGCACAGAGGGUAAUCGUACCAAUGCACCAAUCGAUAAUCAUAUUGCAUGCUGUGGAAACGUUGACGAAAUGGACAAGAAACACAUGGAGGGGGGAUCUUCUCCACACCACUGUGCCGAUCCGCAUGGAAGAAGCAAACCUCCCUCUAAUUUGAGCUAUGAAGUUUUAAUUAACGAACUGAAAGGUACGUUUACAAAGAAGAAGAGAUACAUAUAUCUGCGUAAAAAGCUAUGCUUUGAUGAAUCGGUUGGAGAGUUUGUCAUGAGGGAGGUUUCGUCGAACGGAAAGGGGAGGAGCGCCGAGGGGGGCGUUGAUCAAUCUGUUGAUCAUCCAUCUGUUGAUCAUCUAUCUGUUGAUCAUCCAUCUGUUGAUCAUCCAUCUGUUGAUGAUAGGAGUGAUGACAGCGGAGGCACGAAGCAACGUAGCCACGUGAGAGCGCCAAGCGGAGAAAACACCCGCGAAGAGGACCAUCUCAGGCCAAUGGUUGAUGUGUCCACCUUCCGACAGAGCAUCGCGGCUGCCAUCUCGCGUGACAGGAACAUCUAG